This is a messenger RNA of Salvia hispanica, 3292 nucleotides long. Lineage: Eukaryota; Viridiplantae; Streptophyta; Magnoliopsida; Lamiales; Lamiaceae. The record is from RefSeq and is a predicted model, not a curated record.
GGAAUGCGCCGUUUCCAGCUUGAUUAAAAGAACACGAUUCUGCGAUCGAACAGUCUGCUGAGCAUUUCGUCAAGCGAAUGGAGCACAUGUGGUUAAACCAAAAUAUCAAAUGCAGAGUUUCGAGCCCAAAAAUUCAGGUUUGGACUAACCAUAUUCAUAGCUUCUUAACUAUCUCAGUCUCGCAAUAAUGUGGAAAGGAAUAGCCAACCACCUUAAUUAUCUGUCAAUACUGUGGAAGGAGAAAGUCUGUAUCCAUAUUUAUUGAUUUCAAUAAUGCUGCCCUGAGUUAAUUCUCAAAUUGCUUGUCUUCUAAAUAUCAUCUCAUUUUUCAUUCAAAUUCUAUGUGAGCAUUCAUAGACUGAGUUAAUAAGCAUGGCAGCUUAUGGAGCUCUGGUUUCUCUUAUGCAUAUCAUAGAUACCCUUCACAAACAUCCUUCCCCUCCCAUUUCUAUCCACCCUAAACAGACUGACUCACUCACCGAAAAGGUCACUUUCCUCGAGAAUUUUCUCGAAAUCUAUAAUCCCCAUCUUGACUACAGCAAAGAGGCCGAUCCACUGGAGAGUAGCAUCGCAGAUGCAGCUUAUGCGGCUGAAGACAUAAUCGAAGCACAUGUCGUGGAUCAGAUCAAAACUGAUGGAGGAAAGACCAGCCCCGACUCCUUGUACGAAGCUCUAGAGAAGGUGAUCGGAGAUAUGGAUCUGAUCAAGAGAGAAGCCAUGGAGAUCAAACAGACUUUGGGCAUCCAACAUCAGCUGCACACCAAGUCAACGCCUUCAUCUUCCUUGAAGUCUUCUGCUAUUGCAAAGGAGAGUAGCACCAAGUCAACGCCUUCGGAUUCCUUGAAGUCUUCUCCCAUUGCAAAGAAGAGUAGCAUGGUGGGUGCUGAGGAGGCCUUGCUUGAAAUGAAGGAUAAACUCACUUCUGAUCGCCGUGAUCUACAGAUCAUUCCCAUUGUAGGGAUGGGUGGCUCUGGUAAGACAACUCUUGCCAUAAACAUUUAUCAAGAUCGUCUUAUUAAGGAGCAUUUUCAUGUUUCUGCUUGGGUUGCCAUAUCUCAAGAGUAUAACAUUCAAGAAAUGCUCGUACGCAUUCUUCGCCAGUUAGAUAAAGAUAUUGGUCAAACAUCGAGUGUGGAAGGUUUAGGAGAAAUCUUGUAUAAACAUAUAUUUGGUAGGAAAUACUUGAUUAUACUUGAUGAUAUGUGGAGUAUCAAGGCGUGGGAUGGGAUUAGGAGGUUUUUACCGGAUAACAAAAAUGGUAGCAGAAUAGUGGUAACAACUAGGCUAUCAAACUUGGGUUCUGAUUUAUCCCACUCUAAAAACCUUGAGAUGAGUCUUUUGAAUGAGGUUGAUAGUUGGGAGCUUCUCUCCAAAACUGUGUUCGGGGAGAAAAGCUGCCCACCGGAGAUGGUGGAAAUUGGGAAGAGAAUAGGAAAAAGUUGCAAAGGACUUCCAUUGUCAAUUGUCGUGAUUGGAGGACUUUUGUCCAAAUCCAAUCACACAAGCGAAUUUUGGGAGUCCAUGGAGGAAAACUUAAAUUCAAUAGUGAAUUCAGAGGAUGACGAGCGUUGUGUUAAAAUAUUACACAUGAGCUAUAAGCAAUUGCCAGUUUAUCUUAAACCGUGCUUACUCUGGAUGGGAAUUUUUGGUGAAGAUAAGGUGAUUCGUAGAUCAACGCUUGUUGAAUUAUGGGUUGCUGAAGGAAUUCUAAAACCAAUAAGUGGGAAAAGCUUGGAAGAGAUAGCUAAAGUGUAUUUAAAGGAUCUUGCGGAUAGAAAUCUUGUUUUGAUUGAUAAGAUUGGGAUUAGUGGGGAGAUAAAAUACUGCAAAAUUCAUGAUUUGCUUAGAGAUAUGUGUUUGAGAGAAGUUGAAAAGGAAAGGUUUUAUCAUUUCGUAAGAGGCGAUCCUCCACGCACAAAAAGCCAACUUCGUGUCAUAAAAAACCAACGCCGUGUUAUUUUUCCAAUGUUGUUGACAAGUGUAGUCCUGGGAUCUUUGUCAUGUGCUCGUUCCAUAAUAUGUGAUUAUGACAACUAUGGAGAAGUUCGACUGCCUCACAAUCUUAGAUUGCUGAGGACACUCAAAGCAUAUGAUAAAGAUACCAAUACAAUGAAUGGCGCUUAUUUUUUUGAUAAUGUGUUUGAAUUGGUGAACUUACGGUAUCUUGCUAUUAGAGUUCAUCAUGAGUCCAAAUUUUCUACUUCAAUUGAUCUACUUUGGAAUCUACGGACAUUGAUUAUUCGUUGUUCGCGUGUUCUCAUUGCACCAAAUGAACUUUGGAAAUUGCAUCAACUUCGGCAUCUCGAGUUUACACAAUACCGAUUGAGUCUCCCAGAACCUCCCAGUGACGACAAUGACAUUGUUAUCAUGGAGAAUCUGCAUACGCUCAAAGGAGUGAAGAAUUUGGUUGUGAAUGAGACGGUGGUUAAAAGAAUUCCCAACGUGAAGAAAUUGCAUCUUUGGUAUAAUGUUACACAAAUGAAGGGAAAAAACUAUCUCAGCAAUCUUGAGUGUUUUAGUAGAUUGGAAAACUUCCACUGCUACCUCAACAAUGGACGUGAUAUGCAUUGGCAGAGCAUUAGGUUCCCGCACUCUCUCAAGAAGUUGUCUGUCCUUGUCACCUAUUCUGCCUCUAAUUCUCUGAACUUGGAAGAUAUAAUGUCAGAUAUCAGUUCAUUGCCCCUUCUUGAGAAGUUAGUUUUAAAACACGGUGUCUUUAAAACAGGCAAGUGGGAAACAAUUGAAGGCCAAUUUCCAAGCCUCAAAUUUCUACUAUUGCACUAUUGUAAUGGUCUAGAAGAUUGGAUUGUAUCAGACAAAUCCCACUUUCCAGUUCUCCAGAAGCUUCGUCUUGAUUUUUGUGAUCAACUGAAGGAGAUCCCAUCAGAAGUGGGAGAAAUAGCAACGUUGAAAUCAAUUGAAUUGGAUUAUUGCAGUGUAUCAGCCGUGGAGUCAGCUAAAAAGAUAGUAGAGGAACAAGAGGAUUUAUAUGGAGACCAACUAGACCUUCAUGUUCAAGUUAGAGUUUGGAAUAGACAAGAAGAACUGAAGAGCUUGGCAACUGCCAACUUUCAAGUUAAAUUUGCAUAAAAUUAGAGUUGCUGUCGUGUAGCAUCAAAGAGUGCCCUGCUGUUGGGCCUACCUCCUGCUUCUCAUUCCAUCUCAUGUAGUACAAGACUAUGAAGAUGCGAGACAGAGUUUUAUUUUGUAACCUUGUAAUAAAGUUUGAGCUUGUGUUCGUUCAUUACUGUACGCCCUUUCUAGUGUUAAUUUUGUUCUUACGUCGUAUCAA